UAACCGACAUCUGAUCUGUCGACGUGCAACAGGAGCAGCAGCCGAACCACUCCGCGGACUCCCAGACAGCCAAGUGCACCGCGUGUCCUGUUUCUGAAUUCUAGAGUGUCAUUCCCCGAAUCGAUCCUGCGAAAGUCGCAUCGCGGUUCUUUUACAAUCCGGUCUGUGAGUUUCCCAGCGGCUUUUGGAUUUCGCUCAGCGUCAGCCAGACGUGCCACAUCCACAUCACCCCAGCAUAGCCAUCGCCCCACCACAAUGAACUCCCUUCAUGCCCACCUCCUCCUCCUGGCCGUUUGCUGCGUCGGCUACAUCGCCAGCUCCCCGGUAAUUGGCCAGGAUCAGCGUGGUCCAGUGGCCGGUGAUAGCGAUGCCGACGUCCUGCUGGCCGCCGACGAGAUGGGUGACAACGGAGGCGACAACAUCGACAAGCGGGUGGAGCGGUACGCCUUCGGUCUGGGUCGUCGGGCCUACAUGUACACAAACGGGGGACCGGGCAUGAAGCGCCUGCCGGUCUACAACUUUGGUCUGGGCAAGAGGUCUCGUCCCUACUCCUUCGGACUGGGCAAGCGCGCCGACUACGACUACGAUCAGGAUAAUGAGGUUGACUACAGAGUGCCGCCAGCGAACUACUUGGCAGCCGAGCGUGGUGUGCGACCUGGCCGACAGAACAAGCGGACGACGCGCCCGCAACCCUUCAAUUUUGGCCUAGGCCGACGUUAAGUUAAUCCGGGCCUAAUCCUCCCCGAAUGACGCACUAAUCCAAAUCCAGCCGUGCGCCAUUCGUCAGGGGCCCAUCCUAAUCCUACCUAAAAUUAUCAAAGAAGUACUUGCAAAAAAAGCUCUCAGAAUCUUCUCCACACUUAAAUCAUAUUCAGGAGCAAACUAGAUGUCUUUGAAUCCAACCGAUCCCUUUGCACGCCCCUCGUCCCUUAAAUAUUUAUAUUAAAUCGCUAGAGCAAAAUGUAAUUAUUUUUAGUUUUUAAAUCGAGACGUUUAACGGCAGCCUCAAAUCGACAUAAAACUGCAUAAAAAGACAAAAAAAAAACGAAGACAGUAUGAGAAUGAAACUGGCGUGUGCAAUUAUCAAGGAAGAAUACAUCAAAUGUUAUACGAAUCUAUUAUAUAUGCAUAUUCAAUCCAAUUUACAGUACUCCAAAUAUGUAUGUACAUUUUAAAGGGGCAUUAAUUAAUAUAUACACGCGGAUUUAAACUUAUAUACUUGGGGCAAUCUCUCUCAAAAGGAGCGACACGAGUGGCAUUCGUUGUGGUCGCAAUCGGAGGAGCACGAAUACCGGGCAAACCACUGCAUACUAAUAUCGAUGUAACUAGGUGUUUGACAAAGUGAUUACUGACAUAACUAUAUGAUUACAAAUAUGUAAUUGAUUUGUGAAUACUUGCAUACCUACCCAAAUAAACAUAGGCGCAGCAACACUGCGCAGGCAAAUCUAGUUUAACCUGACUUUCAAUUGGCUUCUUUAUUUCUUAGCCCAGUUUGUGGUUCGACAUAAAAACAAUAAACUUAGUUUCGCUACUUAACUAUUAGAUACAAUAUUCGUUUGCAGCAUGUACAUUUUAACUUAUCUUAAGUUUACUUAAUUUAUGGUCGAUUGUCUCAGUAAAACAUACUCGAUCUAA
Molecule: messenger RNA, 1635 nt
Organism: Drosophila subpulchrella
Lineage: Eukaryota; Metazoa; Arthropoda; Insecta; Diptera; Drosophilidae
Product: allatostatin-A
Exons: 3
Coding region: 256-720 (154 amino acids)
Molecular function (GO): neuropeptide hormone activity
Source: RefSeq, a predicted model, not a curated record